Messenger RNA from Pyricularia pennisetigena, 603 nucleotides. RefSeq lists its product as uncharacterized. NCBI's taxonomy places the organism in Eukaryota, Fungi, Ascomycota, Sordariomycetes, Magnaporthales, Pyriculariaceae. The record is from RefSeq and is a predicted model, not a curated record. The transcript is spliced from 3 exons. The coding region runs from base 1 to 603 and encodes 200 amino acids.
AUGCAUGGAUCUUGCAGUACAAAAAACGGCUUAUUAACGAUUUGGUUAACGAAGAUCCGCACCAUUUCCCACGUUAAAUCUGCUUAUAUAUCGAUCAAACGCUACCUUUGUGGUUUACGGGGAAAUUUAACCACGGCAUUUAAGCGGUUAAUAUUUUAUUGGCAAAACCAGUUUAACGAUAUUAUUAACAUUCGUAUUAUACACCAAAAUAGCCGGGCCGUGGAUACCAAUUUUCCACUGAAUACAUUAUUCACCAGGCUUUACGGAUUAUGUAUACGGAAAUCCAGAAUAUACCUCCCAAACGAGAGGGCGGUUACUUGGAUCCUCUUCCCGGGCUAUGCGAAUGCGUUAAACUAUUUAAAAGGUUUGGCCUCCCAUGCCGGCACCGGCUGUUUAAGCUAUUUAAAGAUUAAUAACCGUUUACGGUAUCGCAUUUCGUUGCAUAUUGGUUUUAGGAACGCGGGCACCAUUAAUAAACACUCCCACCGGUACCACCGGCACUAUUGGUACCACCGACACCAAUGGUAUUACCACCACCCCCAAACACUAAUUUUGUUACCCCUAACAUUAAUAUGGGCCCCAAUUAAACAGGGGACCGGUUAA